This is a messenger RNA of Prunus dulcis (almond), 1086 nucleotides long. RefSeq names its product acid phosphatase 1. The record is from RefSeq and is a predicted model, not a curated record. Lineage: Eukaryota; Viridiplantae; Streptophyta; Magnoliopsida; Rosales; Rosaceae. The coding region runs from base 183 to 959 and encodes 258 amino acids. Gene Ontology annotation, molecular function: acid phosphatase activity. The transcript has 4 exons.
CUUCAUCAUUCUCGAUGUCAUUUCUCACCUUCAAACACCUACUUGGCAGUAGUUUGUAGGCUUCUCUAAACGUUACCCAUUGCUUCUAUUCCAUCAAGCAAAAUUGCAAUUCUUUACAACAUUUAGAUUGUUUUUGUUAUACAUAACUAUGGUACUAAUUUCAGAUAAAGGUAACUGCACAUAUGAAUAUUAGAGCAAUGGUGCAACGGACCCAGGAGGUGUUUGUACUUGUGUAUCUGACCUUAUUCUCCAAGGCAACUGGUUUCAAACCCUACCCUAAGCCAAGCCUGCCACAAGUUGAGGGUGCGGCGUUUUGUUUGAGUUGGAGACUGGCUGUGGAGGCCGACAAUGUGCGUGCAUGGCGCACGGUGCCAACUCAAUGCCUGCGCUACAUUGAAACCUACAUGAUCGGAGGGCAGUACGACCGAGACGUCGAUUUCCUCGUUGGCCAGAUUCUGAGUUAUGUAAAUGGCAUAGCUCUUUCCGGUGAUGGCAUGGACGCUUGGAUUUUGGACGUGGAUGACACUUGCAUCUCCAAUGUCUUCUACUACAAGAGCAAGAGAUACGGGUGUGAUCCCUAUGACCCAUCUGGGUUCAAGGCAUGGGCAAUGACUGGAGGCUGUCCGGCAAUUCCUGGUAUGCUAGGACUGUUUAGCAAGCUGGUGAGUAGUGGGUUUAAGGUGUUCAUGGUCACAGGAAGAGAUGAAGAAACCCUUGGACAAGUCACUACCGAAAACCUGCAUAAUCAGGGAUUUGUGGGUUAUGAACGGCUGAUUUUGAGGACUGCCGCUUACAAAGGGCAAGGUGCAGUUGCGUACAAAUCAAGCAUUCGGAAGCAAUUGGCAGCAGAAGGUUACAAGAUUUGGGGAAAUGUAGGAGACCAGUGGAGUGAUCUACAGGGAGAUUUUGUGGGGAACCGCACCUUUAAGCUUCCAAACCCCAUGUAUUUUGUUCCUUGAUUUACAAACAUCCAAAUUAUCAGAAUUGUAUCAUAAAUAUUUGCAUGCCUCUGGAGUUAAUCAGUGGAGGCCUUGUUACUUUUACAUGAUCAACAAUUACAAAUAAAAUCAUUGUUGAGUUGAGAGA